Messenger RNA from Acanthosepion pharaonis, 750 nucleotides. Lineage: Eukaryota; Metazoa; Mollusca; Cephalopoda; Sepiida; Sepiidae. The record is from the annotation of a GenBank genome assembly.
AUGCUCAUUUCGUUCAAUGAAUUUCUUUUCCUUCUUCUACUCAUUCUCUCUCUCUCUCUCUCUCUCUCUCUCUCUCUCUCUCUCUCUCUCACUCUCUCUUUAGGUAGCUCUCUCUUUUUCUCACAAUCCUGUUUUUGUUCUCUCAGCAUGUCUCUCAAUCAUUGCAUCUUUCUCUCUUUUUCUCACAAUCCUGUUUUUGUUCUCUCAGCAUGUCUCUCAAUCAUUGCAUCUGUCUCUCCCCCCCCUCUCUCUCUCUUUAGCAUGUCUCUCAAUCAUUUCAUUUCUCUCUCUCCCUCCCCCUCUGUCUCUCGCUCUUUAGUUAACUCUCUCUUUUUCUCACAAUCCUGUUAUUGUUCUCUCGGCUUUCCUCUCACUCAUUGCAUUUCUCUCUUUCUCUUCAUCUUUCCCUUACUUCCUCUCUCCUUUUCUAUCACUCUUCAUUCUUACUUUCAGUUUGCACUCUCUCUCUCUUUCAAUUAUUUGCUCUUCGUUUCUGGUUCGUCAGCAUUUAUUCUUUCCGUCGACUCCACUCUCAUUUCUUUCUACUUUGGCCCCAUCUUCUCUGUCUCUCUUCCUCGCCCUCUCUUCGCUCGCCUCCUUUUUAUUUAUUCUCUCUCUCUCUCUCUCUCUCUCUCUCUCUCUCUCUCACUCAAUCUUCCUUUUAUUUUCCUCUUUCUCUCGGGCCUUUCGCCAUCUUUCUCUCGUUCACCUCCAAUCUCUCUUUUUGGAAGCCUAUCGCAAAUACGUUAG